Paramormyrops kingsleyae is the source of this 5015-nucleotide messenger RNA. Lineage: Eukaryota; Metazoa; Chordata; Actinopteri; Osteoglossiformes; Mormyridae. The record is from RefSeq and is a predicted model, not a curated record.
AUAAGUUGAAGGAACAUGGCGACAUCUAAUUUGUUAAAGAAAUCGAGACUCAUCAGACCAGGCAACAUUUUUCCAGUCUUCAACUGUCCAAUUUUGAACAAAGGCUCCCUACAAUUUGAUGACAAGUGGGAUUUGAUGCGUCCCAUUGUUCUGAAGCUCGUUCGCCAAGAGACGGUCACCAAGCAGCAGUGGUUUGAUCUGUUUUCAGAUGUCCACGCUGUUUGUCUGUGGGAUGACAAAGGGCCAGCCAAGAUCCACCAAGCUCUGAAAGACGACAUCUUAGACUUCAUUAAGCAGACACAGGUGAGAGUGCUGAGUCAGCAGGAUGACCCCGCCCUCCUCCAGGUCUACAUCGCAGAGUGGCGCAAGUUCUUCACCCAGUGCAACAUCCUGCCCAAGCCCUUCUGCCAGCUGGAGAUCACCUUGAUGGGCAAGCAGGGCAGCAACAAGAAGUCCAGUGUGGAGGACAGCAUCGUCAGGAAGCUCAUGUUGGACACGUGGAAUGAGUCCAUCUUUUCCAACAUCAAGAGCCGCCUGCAGGACAGUGCCAUGAAGCUGGUGCACGCUGAGCGACUGGGCGAGGCCUUCGAUUCCCAGCUGGUCAUCGGUGUCCGCGAGUCCUAUGUGAACCUCUGCUCCAGUCCUGAAGAUAAGUUGCAAAUCUACAGGGAGAACUUUGAAAAGGCCUACUUGAACUCUACUGAGAGGUUCUACAAGACACAAGCAGCAUCAUAUCUGCAGCAGAAUGGGGUCCAGGAUUACAUGAAAUAUGCAGGUGCUAAGCUCAAGGAAGAAGAGCAAUGGGCACUUCGAUAUCUGGAGACGAGACGGGACUGUAACUCUGUACAAGCUCUCCUGGACUGCUGUGUGAAUGUUCUCGUGUCAUCGUUCAAAGAGACGAUCCUGGUCGAGUGUGCAGGGAUGAUCCAACGGAAUGAGACUGACAAGCUUCACCUCAUGUUCUCACUCAUGGACAAGGUGCCCAAUGGUGUGGAGCCCAUGUUGAAGGACCUAGAGGAGCACAUCAUGAGCGCUGGGCUGGCAGAUAUGGUGGCAGCUGCUGAGUCCAUCACCAGUGACUCUGAGAAGUAUGUGGAACAGCUCCUCACGCUGUUCAAACGCUUCAGCAGAUUGGUGAAGGAAGCCUUCCGAGAUGACCCUCACUUCCUGACAGCUAGGGACAAAGCAUAUAAGGCAGUGGUGAACGAUGCCACCAUAUUUAAGCUGGAGCUCCCACUGAAACAGAAAGGGGGGGCGCUGAAGUCGCAGCCGGAGUCAAAGUGUCCUGAGCUGCUGGCAAACUAUUGCGACAUGCUGCUGAGGAAGACUCCCCUCAGCAAGAAGCUAGCAUCUGAGGAGAUUGAGGCCAAGCUCAAGGAGGUGUUGUUGGUGCUGAAAUAUGUCCAGAACAAGGACGUCUUCAUGCGGUAUCAUAAAGCACAUCUCACUCGUCGUCUGAUCCUGGACAUCUCGGCAGAUAGCGACAUUGAGGAGAACAUGGUGGAGUGGCUCAGGGAAGUGGGCAUGCCAGCAGAUUACGUCAACAAGUUGGCUAGAAUGUUUCAGGACAUCAAGGUUUCUGAGGACUUGAAUCAGUCCUUUAAGGAAAUGCAUAAACACAACAAGCUGGCCCUGCCAGCCGACUCUGCGAACAUCAAGAUCCUGAAUGCAGGUGCCUGGUCACGUAGCUCAGAGAAGGUAUCCGUAUCGUUGCCAACUGAACUUGAAGACCUCAUUCCGGAAGCAGAGGAGUUUUACAAGAAGAACCACAGUGGCAGGAAGCUGCACUGGAACCACCUCAUGUCCAAUGGCAUUAUCACCUUCAAGAAUGAAGUGGGCCAGUAUGACUUGGAGGUCACCACCUUCCAGCUGGCUGUGCUCUUUGCUUGGAACCAAAGGCCCAAGGAAAGGAUCAGCUUUGAGAACCUCAAGCUGGCCACGGAGCUGCCUGAUGCAGAGCUACGCAGGACACUCUGGUCUCUGGUAGCCUUCCCCAAGCUGAAGCGCCAGGUACUGUCCUACGAGCCCCCAGUCGCCUCUCCAAAAGACUUUUCUGAUGCCACGCUCUUCCAUGUCAACCAGGACUUCUCUUUGAUAAAAAAUGGCAAAGCCCAGAAGCGGGGGAAGAUUAACCUGAUUGGCCGGCUGCAGCUCACAACAGACCGGAUGCGGGAAGAGGAAAAUGAGGGUAUCGUCCAGCUGAGGAUACUGAGGACACAGGAAGCCAUCAUCCAGAUUAUGAAGAUGCGCAAGAAAAUCAACAAUGCCCAGCUCCAGACUGAGCUAGUGGAGAUCCUGAAGAACAUGUUCUUGCCCCAGAAGAAGAUGAUCAAGGAGCAGAUUGAGUGGUUGAUUGAUCAUAAGUACAUUCAGCGGGAUGAGAUAGACAUCAACACCUUUUUUUAUGUGGCGUAGUGCUGGUAAUGAUGAGGUUGAUGAUGGAGAGGAUGAAAGACGGCUAUGAUGUCUGGUGGGACUCUCAAACAGAGGCAUUUCGACCAUGGCUUUUGCAGUGUGUCUGGAACUACUGAUAUAGACCUUGGAACACAGCAGAGUCGCCACCUGCAGAACGAACACUAAAUUCUCCGUUCCACCCGCAGUUCUGCACACCCACACACUCCCGAUGGUCCUGGGCCGUUUUGUUUUUUUUGGUUUUCUGUGCUGGACUUGCUGAAGACACUUGAUGACUGUAAAUGCAGCCUUGCUGCAGUACUUGUUACUGAUUUUGAGAACUUCCCUCCUGUGGGGGGGUGUAGUCUCCUGUACUGCUUUUUUGUACACCCACUCACCCUGUAUAGGAGAUGAUCAGGGAUGGGAUGUUUCUACAGAACUGGGAUUCAAAAGAUUUCAUGGAAGGGGAACCAGUUUGAUAAGUGCAAUGUCUCUGCCUAGUUUGAACCCACUUGCACCUAGUAGUCAGUGGCUGUGUCAUUCGGAAGCCGCCCUCUGCUCUGUCGAUGUUCUGUGGAUGUUGAAUGAACGUUUGCUUCAGAUCAAGCUCCUGGGAAUGUCAGUUUGCGAGCUGGGGGCAGACAGAGCUUAGUUAGUCUAAAAUAUAGUUCCAGAAAAUCUGCAUUCCUCAUCCAGUUAGCUCACAGUGGAAACUUGGUUAAGUAUGUUUCUAAAUACCAAUUUUCUAGUCUUCAGUUACACUACAGAUAUUUUUUUUUUGGAUGGCCGGUGGUGGUAAAAGAGUUAAUAAGUUCUAAGAUUUUAUCAGUUAUUGGUCAUUGUGGCCACAUGUGUGUCCAUGCCAGUUUCUUGGCACAUAUAUACUGUAUGUGUUUUGGCUACACUCAUGGUUUCUUUAAAUAUUCUGUUGGAUUUCACUUUUCUCUCUGAGAAAUUUGGAAGGACUCGGGGCCAGGAAAAGCACCAAUGCACUGGAUACUAGUCUCAUCAACCUGCUCUAAAAAUGCAAAUGAUUGAGCACAAGACUGAGUUUUAGUCUUGUCUCCUCAGAAGACAUAAAUGUGUAAAAGUUAUUUGCAGUACUAUGAACAAAGAUGGUUUAGUUCUGUAUAUACACUAUAUAGCCAGAAGUAUGCAGAUACCAGCUUGCCCAGCAUCUCUUUCCAAAACAAAGGGUAUUAAUAUGAAGUUGAUCCAUCCCUUGUUGCUAUAAGAACCUGUACUUUUCUGGGAAGGCUUUCCAUUAGAUGCUGGAACAUUGCUGGUGGGAUUUGCUGCCAUUCAGGUUAGGUAUUGAUGCUGGGUGAUCAGGUCCCUGUCUGUGAGCCUGCGUGGCCCCAACUUCUCAGCUGAACUUACCCCCAGAUGUUUCCAUUUUGCUUGCGGCUGAGUAGCGCAGCUCUAGCAGGGCAGAAAUUGUACAAACUGACUGAUGGUGCCUAUGUGGGUAUCACGUUGAAAGCAAUUAAUCUCUUCUGCAUGAGUACCAAGUGUUUGUUGCCAGAUAUGGUAUGAUUGUGCUUGUGCAGUAGUGUCAGCAGUGGAUGUGGUUUAAUUAACCAACAGAAAUGUCCACAUACUUUUGACCGUAUAGUGUAUUUGAUAAUGAAUCGCACUGGAAAACUCAAGUGUAAUUCCAAAUGCUACCACUUGCAAGCUGAUAUUGGGCUGUCAUAGAUUACCAGCACAAGCUGCUUGUAUCUGCACCAUUCUACACAAAGGCAGGGGCCACUGCAAAUAUAUGUCAACUUUACAUUUUUCUGGAACUUUUGCAAAGAAUAGCUAGGAACAGAUGGACAUUUUAAUAGCUCAGAUCUCAGCUCAGGAGAACAUCUUUGGCAUGAUUCGGAACUCAGAAAUAGAGCAAUUCAUGGCUGUCUUUGGAAGCAGAUCUUACUGACAUUUCAAAGGAGAAUUGGAGUAUAUAACCACUAGCUUUAUACUAGAAUUAACAGAAGUGUUCCGCAAUAUGCAGAAGAAGUCAGUAUGGUCAAAGUUGCACCAAUAUACUAUUAAAACACAUUUAUGACUACAUGUGGAUUUUUGUUGGAUAGUGCGCAUGCUGUCUAAGGAGUGUUUGCUGUAAUUCUCCCCUCCAUUAGAGUUACCUGAACCACCCCUGCUGGUGAUGAUCUAAACCAGUGUUUCUCAACCCAGUCCGCAGGGACCCCCAGGCUUUCCACCUUUAUACUCCCUUCCAGCUCCCAGCCAAUCAGGAACAGGUGCACUGGGAGCUGGGAGGGAGCGAAAAAUGUGGACUGUCUGGGGGUCCCUGAAGACCGAGUUGAGAAACACUGGUGUAAACAAUCCACUUCUACGGUUUAGAAGCUUUUGUUGCCUUUGGGUGUAUGUGAAAGCACAAGAGCAGGUUUCAGUCAUAAUCCCUCCCUUAAAGCUUUGCUCUCAGCUUGGCAUUGAACCAAAUAAAUUACUCCAGUGUUCAGUUUUGCUGAUAUUGGGUUGUUUCUCACUCUUUUGACAUUCUUUUGUCACUACUCACUGGUCUGAAAUUGUUGGAAUCACUUUGUGCAUUAGUGCCCCCCUGGGGUACUGGUGGGUGUAAAUGACAUGCACUUGAUUAAAGAUUUUGUCUGUGAAAUAUA